AUGCAGAGCCGAGCUAAUCCUCCUCCUCCUUUUACUCGUGCUUCUGCUGUUCAUCGUCGUCGUCUUCAUCCAAUCAGCAACACGAGAAACAUCAUCACGAGAAGAAAAGCUUUUAGGAAGAAGAAAAGCGCAGUAAUACCAAGAGGAGGAUUCUUGGAAGACGCGAUGGAAUUCGCGAAACAGAAAUCCUCGGAAGUCGAAGAGACGAUAAAAUCUGCUGUCACAACAUCAAGUAGUAGUAGUAGUAAUAAAAGAUUGAACGUGGAAGAGUUGAAAGAGGCGCUUUUAUCCAAAAUCGCAACCGUCGAGCGAGGCGCGAGCGCGAGCGAAGAGGAUAAAGAAGAGAUUGACUUACUGGCUCAAAAAGUGGAAAACACGCAGAAACGUAAAAACGCGUUAGAAACGGAGGAGAUAAACGGGAAAUGGGAGUUGAUGUACACGACGUCGGCGUCGAUUUUAGGCUUGACGAAACCGAAAAUUUUUCAACCGUCUGGGCCGAUUUACCAAACCAUCGACGCGAGGAAUUUACGAGCGUUUAAUAGCGAAAGCGCGCCAUUUUUUAACCAAGUGAGCGCGGAGUUAACGCCAACCACGAAAUCGAGCGUGGAUGUACAGUUUAAGAAAUUCGGAUUGUUCGGCGGGUUGAUUAAAAUCAACGCGCCGGAAAGCGCGAAAGGGAAAUUAGACACGACUUUCGUAGACGAGGAUUUAAGAAUUUCGAGAGGCGAUAAAGGAAAUUUAUUCGUGUUGCUCAUGCGAGACCGAUCGGCGAAUUUAGACGCAGAGUAUUAG
Bathycoccus prasinos is the source of this 792-nucleotide messenger RNA. RefSeq lists its product with no specific name. The transcript has a single exon. The record is from RefSeq and is a predicted model, not a curated record. Bases 1 to 792 code for a protein of 263 amino acids. NCBI's taxonomy places the organism in Eukaryota, Viridiplantae, Chlorophyta, Mamiellophyceae, Mamiellales, Bathycoccaceae.